This is a messenger RNA of Cladophialophora immunda, 2111 nucleotides long. RefSeq names its product adenylosuccinate synthase. Gene Ontology annotation, biological process: IMP metabolic process; 'de novo' AMP biosynthetic process. Bases 274 to 1647 code for a protein of 457 amino acids. The record is from RefSeq and is a predicted model, not a curated record. The transcript has a single exon. NCBI's taxonomy places the organism in Eukaryota, Fungi, Ascomycota, Eurotiomycetes, Chaetothyriales, Herpotrichiellaceae. Gene Ontology annotation, cellular component: cytoplasm. Gene Ontology annotation, molecular function: adenylosuccinate synthase activity; GTP binding.
CACCAUCCUGAAAAAAAUCCGUGAGUCAAUUAAGAAAGCUCUGUUUGCUCAAACAUUGCAAUAUGCCCUUGAAUCUAGAGGUCAGAAACCUCGGACAAUGACAGACAUAUCCACCUGAAGAUUGAGGCAACCGCCCUGCUCGUCUUAAACCCCAAGCAAAGCAAAUCUAGAUCCAUUCUCCUCUCACUUGUCUCCCUCCUCUUGCUCCGAUCUCGGUCUGCCUUCCCUACGACACUGCUCCCUAAACAUCCACAUCUCUACAGCUCGUCAGCCAUGCCAGUCACUCUUGUACUGGGAUCGCAAUGGGGCGACGAAGGCAAAGGCAAGCUUGUCGAUAUCCUCGCUACCUCUGCUGAUCUCGUCUGCCGCGCGGCGGGGGGCAACAACGCGGGCCAUACUAUUGUGGUCAACGAUGUGACAUACGACUUCCACAUCCUCCCCUCUGGCCUCAUCAAUCCUUCCUGCAAAGUCAACCUCAUCGGCACCGGCUGUGUCGUGCAUAUCCCCAGCUUUUUCAAAGAACUGAAGGCACUAGAAGAGAAAGGGCUGGUGGGCGUGCGGGAGCGCAUUCUGAUCUCCGACCGGGCUCACGUAUGUUUCGACUUGCACGGCGUCGUGGACGGUAUCUCCGAAGACAAAUUCAAGAACGUCGAUGGCGGGAAGGACAUGAUUGGCACUACCCGCAAGGGCAUCGGGCCGUGCUACAGCGACAAAGUCGCCCGGCGGGGGGUGACGUUUUGGAUGCUCGUCAACGAACAACAGCGUUGGGAGAGGCGCUUGCGAGACCUAGAAGCCAAUUAUCGCAAAUUGUACGGCGACGCAGCUCUGCAGGGCUACAGCCUGGAAGAGGAGAUCGAAAAGUUGCGCGGAUAUCGGGAAGAGUUGCAGCAAUACGUCGUCGACCAAACGCCCUUACUGGCGCAGGCGGUCGGAACAAAGGGAAUGGCUACGGCGAACUCGAACGGCGCUGGUGCUCGCCAACCCCACAUCUUGAUUGAGGGUGCCAACGCACUCCUUCUAGACAUUGAUCACGGCACAUAUCCUUACGUCACGUCCAGCAACACCGGCCUGGGCGGUGUCUUCACUGGUCUUGCGGGUCUCUCUCCACAAUCCCUUUCAGCGCCAGGGAGCAACAUCGUCGGCGUGGUAAAAGCGUACACCUCUCGCGUCGGCGCCGGUCCCUUCCCGACAGAACUUAACGCUGCAAUUUCUCCUAAGGACGCCGAAUACGGCGAUCGUCUGCAACAAGUAGGCCGCGAAUGGGGAGUCACGACGGGUCGCAAGCGACGCUGCGGCUGGUUUGACCUCGUCUUGGUCAAAUACUCUGCGGCCGUGAACUGCUAUACACAACUCAACCUGACGAAGCUCGACGUCCUAGACGGCUUUGAAGAAAUCCGCGUGGCGACGGCGUACAAGGUGAACGGUCAGACACUGCCGGGAUUCCCGGCGGAUCUGGAUGUCAUGGAAGAGAUGGAGAUCGAAUAUAAGACCUUCAAGGGCUGGAUGACUCAAACCACGGGCUGCAAGAAAUUCGAAGACCUGCCAGCACAGGCUCGCGAGUAUAUCGACUUCAUCGAGAGCGAGGUUGGAGUGCCGAUCAAAUGGAUUGGCACCGGCCCGAGGAGGGAGGACAUGUGUUUCCGCUAGAAGGCAUGCUGACGAGGCAGAAAAGGGUUCAGGAUAGGGCUGGGACGGGAUGUUACGUGUAAAUAGCUGGGAAACAUGUAUUUGGCUUCGGAGGUGAUGGUCCCGACAAAUGAGAGGCUUCUUGUUUUCCGACAUGUGAUGGGAAGUGGCCUCCAGCGCUGCUUCGCCCCCAGGAAUGGGGAGAGGGAUCUUGAAGACAACACAAAAGAGAAUUUUAGACGUUUACAUCUUUGGCUUCCGAAGUCGUCGAGUCUUUUGAUAGAAUAUGACGGAGAGAACAAAAGGGAGUCGGAAAAAGCGGCUUUGUCAACAAAAGGCUCUGGCCAGCAUGCCAAAUGUCUUCUGAUCUUCUGUCCAUCCGAUUAUCUAGGCACGGCAUCUACAUAUGAUGCUCGUAUUGAACCUGGUCCUUUCUUCUGUCCUCCGCCAUGCAGAUUGCCUAGAAGACUGGGCCCAGAUGCCGG